Aaosphaeria arxii CBS 175.79 is the source of this 2464-nucleotide messenger RNA. RefSeq lists its product as uncharacterized. The transcript is spliced from 2 exons. The record is from RefSeq and is a predicted model, not a curated record. The coding region runs from base 22 to 2205 and encodes 727 amino acids. NCBI's taxonomy places the organism in Eukaryota, Fungi, Ascomycota, Dothideomycetes, Pleosporales.
UCUACGGGCACGCCUUUGCACAUGCCCCCGGAGACCCCUCCAAAAUCUGAUGAGUUCCCUCCUGUGGCGGUAAGGCCACCCUGGGUUCCAAAUUCAGGGAAGAGCAGGGCAAAGGGAUCGUAUGGGCAAGGUGUAUUGAACGGAGAGAGUUUGAAGGUGUAUAUCGACAGUAUGUUGAACUGGACUAGGCCUAGCUGGCAUGGUCACUGGCCACCGUUCGGUGCAUACAAAGACAAGGGCUACGAUCCCAAUCGCUGGGAGGAAUUCAAGCUUGACUAUCGGCCGUAUGAGAAUGGCCACGACAAGCUUAAUGAGUCCGCUGCUUCUGCCCCAAGGGCCUACAAGCCGUUCCCAGAUUACAACUCUCCUGCUUGGGGAAAGAAGUGGAGAGGGCAGCAUGUCUCCUGUCUCGGACCGCGAAACAUCCCAUUGAACAUCAGCACGGACGAUGAGGUCCAGGUCUACGAUGGCCUUCCGGAGGACUUUCCACGUGAGUUUGCGGGAGGUUACGACGUUAUCGGCUUGGACCACGAUGUCUGCUUCGACCGGUACUCACGCUAUGGGCCGUAUGGAUUUGGCGAUGACGAGUUCCCCGAGGAAGUCAAGGACUGGAAGGCCCCGGAGCUGAUACCGGACUGGCAGCAGGUGAAUUGGGGACAGCUUCAAGACGAUUGUUUGCGACUGAAUCGGAAUCGAUAUCGAGAGGGCGCGCGAGAGCCCAUCGUAAAGGUACCGAGCGUAGAACGCCCGUCUUCAGACGCGGUCUCGGCGGCAAUGGUCGAGCAGACUGACACUAGCCGCACUAAUCUGGAAUAUAGAAUAGAUGAUGGCCCGAAGUAUCAUCAUCGGACGGCCGUCUUGAUUCGCGCGUGGACUGGAUACAAUUACGAGGAGAACGACAUCACUGCCAUUCGUGCCAUGAUCUCAGAGCUCUCCCUCCAGUCAGGUGGAGAAUACCAGGUCUACCUUUUCGUUCACGUCAAAGACCGGAGUUUGAAGAUAUUCGAAGAUGAGGCACUGUACAAGCGGGUGUUGAAGGAGAAUGUGCCAGAAGAGCUACAGAGCAUCGCUGUUCUCUGGUCUGAAAACAUUUUCCCAGAGUGGUACCCCGAAGUGUAUGACUGGCAGGUGUACUGGCAGCAAUUCAUGUGCCUACAGUGGUUCUCACUUACGCACCCCGAGUUCGACUAUGUCUGGAACUGGGAAACCGACGCAAGAUAUACUGGCCACCACUACCAUUUCUUCGAGAAGAUGUCCGAGUUCGCGGACAAGCAACCGCGAAAGCUACUAUGGGAACGAAACAAGAGAUACUACAUCCCAUCGAUCCACGGCGAAUACGAAGACUUCGUAGAAAACACCAUCGAAGAGGUGAUGGAUGCAUCAGCCAACAGCCUGAUUCCACCACCAGUCUGGGGCCCACGUCCCUGGGCGAGAGCCGAUCCACCACAAGUACCACUGGGUCCGGAGCCCCCGACGUCCUUCGAGGACGACAACUUCAGCUGGGGCGUGAACGAACCAGCUGACUUCAUCACUCUCCUCCCAAUGUGGGAUCCACGCAACACAAGCUGGUCGUACAAAGACAAGAUAUGGAACUACAUUCCGGGCGUGCGACCUAUCUUCACACCACAAGACGGCGCCGCGGACUGGUUCACGCACCCGGAUUUCGUGGACAUCGACCGCCGCGUCUUCAUCAACACGGUCGUCCGCUUCAGCAAAAAGAUGCUGCGCGCCAUGCACGAGGAGAACCUCGUGGGACGCAGCAUGCAAGCCGAGAUGUGGCCAUCCACCGUCGCCCUACAGCACGGCCUGAAAGCCGUCUACGCGCCCCACCCCAUCUUCAACGACAGACACUGGCCCGAAGCCUACACCUCCGCCAUCUUCGACACCGCGUCGACCGUCAACGAGUCGACGGGUGCCGCCGAGGACGCCGUACCGGGAGCUUGGACGGAGCAGGCAGACUCGCCGUACAACAAGGACCGCGAGUAUAACUUCCAGGGCUGGAGCUGGUACUACGCGUCGAGGUUCCCAAGGAAACUGUACAGAAGGUGGCUCAACUGGCCGAUCUCCGUGCAGGACUGGGGCGAGGCUGAAAGGACGGAGGGUGGUCCCGGUGCGGAUGGUCCAAUGGAGGAGAAGAGGAUGUGCAUGCCUGGCAUACUACUACAUCCCGUGAAGCGAAUGAAUAAGGACAAGACAAAGCCUUAGUCGCUUUUUUCUCCGGACAGACGUCGGCGACGUCACUACAAAAUGAAGGAGGAGCUAGGAAUUUCCGGGGGUUUUUAGGUUUGGUGAAGACUGCGGUGUAACAUUUUUAUUUCAGAGAUAUCCCGAUGCGGCGUGCGUACCUUUUGCAUACCCUACAUUUAGAUUUAUUGUAUGUUACGUUUUUAUGUCAACUCUUCUUUUUUUUCACUUCUUUUCAUCUCGUAGAUCUUAUGUCAUUCCCACCUGUCUUAGACUAAAC